Molecule: messenger RNA, 2027 nt
Organism: Exaiptasia diaphana
Lineage: Eukaryota; Metazoa; Cnidaria; Anthozoa; Actiniaria; Aiptasiidae
Exons: 1
Coding region: 120-1391 (423 amino acids)
Source: RefSeq, a predicted model, not a curated record
CUAUGGUAGCAAUUCAUAAAACAAAUCAAAAGCCAUUAAACCACGUACUUCCACGAACAACAUCAAAUGAUGAUACCAUUAGUAAUCUAACAUGAUAUUGUAUUAGUCUAAGCAGUAAAAUGGACCGUGGAAAACAACUUUCGCCUAAUGAAAGCGAUAAAGUAGCUCGACAUCGCAAUUUGAUGCACGAAAUAGCUCUUCAAAAACAAAUAAGCGUUAUACAAAGAGAGGGUCGAAUAUUAGAAAGAGAGCUUCGUGAAAUAACUAAAGUAAAAAAGACUUUGAUGCAGAUAAGUGAUCCACUGAGAAGGAGAGUUGUUCAGGCUCAAAGAGAAGACAUCGAUGAACAAGAAUUGGUAAACAUGAGAAACAAAGCCACAGUACUUUAUGGCUUACCAAGACAAACAAGCUCAAGCCUAUGCCGCCAGMAUMGUGCAAGUCAUGAUAAAUCCAAUAAUGGUCUAUUGAAAAAAGAAGUGUUGUUAAAAAGACGAGGGUCUUGUCGAACAAAUUCAAUAUCUAAAAGGGAGCAAUCAAAGCCGAAUGAAAUUUUGUCAAACAGCAAUCAUAGAGGAUCGAACUCAAAGAAGACUUUGGAAAGUAGCACUUCUUUGCCAGCGAUAAGCAGUCAUUUAACAUCAAAAUUAACAAAAAGUGAAUGUGGCGUUUCAGAUGAGAAUCAGACAGAGCAAAAACGCUCAGAAACGUCCAUGACCGCAACACCAUUGCGAAGACGAAGUCUAACUUUUCCACAGCCUCCGGCAACAUCGCUGGGUCACCGGAGUGGAGAACAGCGUAAUAAUAACGAUGCCAGUUCAUUAACUAUGGAGGAAACAUUGAGAAUCAAAGGAAAAUUUCGUCAAAUCGGUCAUUCAAUAAUAGCAACGGCUUUAUUAAAAGGUCUAAGGCAAAGAGGACAGUUGACGUCAGAGGCAAUCCAUAAUAUGCAUAAACCCAUCUCGUUUGAUGAGAAAACGGCAGCUAGUGAUGAUGGUGAACAGAAUGCCGAUGGGGAAAAAGAGGUUUCGACACCUCCGAACGGUUUACAAAAAUUCCGUAAUUUGGCUCGUAAAACAAUCAAUGUAAACACUGUUCUUAGUCUUAAAAAACAAACAACGGAUAUUAAACCAACAUGCACUGACGAUGAACCAUCGGCGCCGCAGCGUAAGCUUGGGAUAGCUGGUGUUGCGCCCGUGACUGCAGUUCUAUCAAAACAAACAGACCAGCCAAGUCGUCCAUUAAUGAAUGCAUCUACACAAGAACGAAGGAGAAAGACUGGCAUUGCAGGGGUCGCUCAUGCUUUUAUGUUAUCGAAGGCUUUGAAUAACCCCCUCGAUGAACCUCCCAAACAAGAAAAAACCGUCUGCUUUAUGCAAGGAGCUUGGGAAUAACACAACAUUCGAUGUUUCAAUCAGAAAUAAAAACGGGAAAAAGUCAAAGUCGGAUGAAAAAAUAUAUAUUCAAAAACUGUGCUGAAUCCUUCAUAAAAGGCAUGUAAAACAAAGGAAAGAAAUAAAAGUGCGGAGAAAUGUAUUUUCGAUCUCAUUUCACCUUAUAGCUCUGCAGUUCUUAUAGCUUAGAUUUACGGAGUUAGGACAAGUAAACCCACAAAAAACACAUAAUUGUGAAAAAGUGUACAGGGUGCACCGGACAAAUGCUAAGAUGUUUUAACGGAAUAACGAUGAUGUUACACUAGGAUYGUGGAAAAACUUUAGUGCAAAUUUAGUUAUGGCGAGGCAAACCUAAUUCACAAGCCUAGUAUUGAUACAUUGAGCUUCUAAAUGAUAUAUAAAAUUACCAUCACGCUUUUCAGAAAGGAUUGGGGAAUUACGAAAAAUGUGCGAGAAGCAUUACAAUAACCUUAAAACGAAGAUUCGGACGACGAUUUGUCGUGUUUAGUGUGUAUACUGUUCUGAAGGGAUUUCAAUAUAAGURAGAUUAAGCACUGUUUAUCGAAUGGUGUUUAUUGUCAAGAUAUACGAUAUUGAUGAUAUCCAAUAAUAUUGAACUUAUCACUUAACAAGUCU